Molecule: messenger RNA, 578 nt
Organism: Dentiscutata heterogama
Lineage: Eukaryota; Fungi; Glomeromycota; Glomeromycetes; Diversisporales; Gigasporaceae
Source: the annotation of a GenBank genome assembly
GGUUCAGCAGUGGAUGGGAUGGCGUUGUCAUUUGGUCAGACACAAAAUGAAGAAGCGAUGCCAGUGGUGACGGUACCAACCGUUGAUGUACCCGAUUCUGUAAUAGACCAACUCAAUAAUGAAGUAGGACGAGCACCUAGUGACCUUGAUGAUAACAAUGAGGAAAUGGUCGAUUUCUUGGAUGAGGCAUAUAAGAAAAGCAUUAGUAAUGAGAUUAGAGAGAGGAGGCGGGAAAAGAAACAGAGAGAUCAAGAGGCACUUGUAAUUUCUCAGGAUGUGACUAAAAUUCCUGAGGUCACAGACAUGUUAACUUCAGAGCAAGACUUAUCACAAUCUUAUGAGGCUAGUUCUGAGAGCAUAAGUUCAGCAUAUUGCGUCUUAUCAAAGCAAUCGCAAGUUAAUGCAUCCAAAUUAGCAUGUAAUUUUGAAAACCGUGAAGAUUCUUCACGAUCGGAGUCAUGUGGCAUGGAGGAACUUAAAUCCGAUCAGCAUGAUGAAGUUAUUGCCAAGUUGGAUAAAAAUAUAAUUGUGGAACAGGAAUUAAAGCAACAGUUAUCGUCCUCUGCACAUACAUCUAU